This is a messenger RNA of Wickerhamiella sorbophila, 7143 nucleotides long. Its product is annotated as U3 small nucleolar RNA-associated protein 20. Gene Ontology annotation, cellular component: nucleolus; 90S preribosome; small-subunit processome. The record is from RefSeq and is a predicted model, not a curated record. Lineage: Eukaryota; Fungi; Ascomycota; Dipodascomycetes; Dipodascales; Trichomonascaceae. The coding region runs from base 1 to 7143 and encodes 2380 amino acids. The transcript has a single exon.
AUGAAAGCCAAAAGAGCGACACAAAGUGACGUGCGCAAGCACACUUUUGUGCCGUUCACUGACCGGGUUGCUGCGAUCAGGAUUGAUCCGGUCCGCAAGGUGAGCGGCCACCGCAAGCUGCCUGACGCUGAGCAUGGCUCGUAUUUCAUUGAAGCACUUGGUCAGUGGUCUGAGCUCAAUUUGGCCACAAACUUUACGAAUUUCGCCGAAAAGGCGACAAGGCUUUCUUUGAGCCUGCCCUUGAUCAUCCAUAACCAGAAGGAAAUCAUGGAUCUUCUUCUAGAGCAUGCAAAGCGCAUUGAUGCACACUCUGCUGAACCGAUCCUCGACCUGAUCACGCACUUUGCCCACGAUAUGGGCAGUGAUUUCGAGCCUUAUUUUGGCCCCACGCUUACCACGCUCAUAGAAAUCACCGAGAACAUGCAUGGUGAGCCGGAUCUGCAGCUCUACGAACGAGUUUUCAACUGCUUGGCGUAUCUUUUCAAGUAUCUCGCUCGUUUACUGACCACUGACUUGCGUCCCACGUACGAUCUACUUUCCACUUUGUUCGGUAAAGACCAUAAACAGCGGGGCUUUGUGCUUCGUUUCGCCGCCGAGUCUAUGGCGUUCCUUGUUCGAAAAUGCUCAGACGAAAGUCUGUCUCUUAUUUUGAAUCACAUCAUUGAAGACGUUGACCGUCAACAGAACCCACAGUACUCAAAGUCGACCUCAAUUCUCUUGGCCAACACAAUGAAAGGGCCUGGAAGUGGACUGCACUCAAGAGCCCGUGAGCUGGCAACCGCUCUGCUUGAUUCGGUAGUCCAGGUUGGUACGAGGUAUAUUUACAACUUUGCUUGCGACGUAUUUGUUCAGGUGCUGCACCACGUUCGUAAAGAAAGCAGUCAGCCUCUGUAUGAUGCGGUGCUAAAUUAUGGAAAGGCAGAUCCCAGCUUGAACUUUUUAUUGCUCUUCACAUUCGCAGGUCUUCGCAAAGGUGACCGCGUUCACAAUUGGGGCGAGAUAUACAAAAAGCUGGUCGGAUUGCUGUCCAAUGAUCCGGUCCUGUCGGUCGAUGCUGUUUUUGCUACUGCUGUUGUUCUUUCUAAUGCUAGUUUCGAGGCAACCAGUCAGUACUUUGGCCAAGUUUCUUCAGCCUUGAAAGACACUUCAUCUGCGUUGCGAGUAUACACUCUUGUUUCCGAGCUGAAUUCUGAUGUCACACAAACGUUUAUUGAGAAGCUCGCACUACCCAAAUUAGUUUCGGGAAAUGCUCUGGACCAGUGUAUUGGCCUGUUUCUUCUUGAUAUGGAUCAGAAAGUCAACAAGAAGACCAAAUUCAAUGCCAAAGAUUUGCUCGAGGUAUGGUGGAAAAUCCAUGUACUCGAUGACACGUUCACUGGACUACUGAAAAAGCUCGUAGAGGUCCAAGUUGAGAGCAGCUCUCGUGGGUUGCAAGCCGAUAUUUGCGGCACUCUGCUUUUAGCGGAUCCAUCCCCGGCCAAUUACAAGCUUGUUCUUGAACAUUUCAGUUACCUCGAUCCUCGCGAAAGUUUGUUGAAAGGUUUGGCGCUAGGUCUCCCUAGCAAGCUCAGCGAAUCAGAAAAGAAGCACCUUGUCGAGUUACUGCUGGACAGUACAAUGUCGUGGAAUGCUGCUAUUCGGUCUGCUGCUGUCGAGAUCUGCAAAAAGCUGUACCCAACCCCUCUACUCGAUCAAUGUAUUUUAAUCGACCAGAUCCCUAUCGAUGUUUCAAAUUCCCGAAACCUCGCUAUGCAUAUCCGCAACUUGGCGAAAAAUUACUCCACUUCCGGCUCAAACUACAUUGUGGAUCUGGUUGUUCCCCGCUAUAUGUUUGGUCUUUUAACCAGUCGCUUCCAGCCCAUUUGGACCGCAGUUCUAGAACAGGUCCCUGUCCUGUCUGAUAAAAACAAGGAAAUUAUUUGGGAACUCGCAUUGAAGUGGAUCAAAGAUGCCCCUGAGCAGCAAGCCCUCUAUGGAGAUGAUGUGAUGGAGUCGGAGCUACCCCAUAUUCAUGAUUUGGACUGUACGUUCCUCAGCAAGGUUCAACAACGGGGCCGUCAUAUUUGGGCGGACUACGAAGAUCCGGAAACAGCCCUCAAAAUCAGAGCCGCAAAUGAGACUAAUGUCCCCGUACCAGAAGACCUUCGUUCACUUGCUAUCAAGGUUCUUGCUCAGAUACCCAAAACUGCUGAAUCGCACGGUGACACUUUGACCCCAUAUAUCCUACACGAUGCUGGUGAAGAGACCGCAUACAAGGAUCGAGUUGCCCUGCUGGAGCUUUUUGCAAAGUUCACCAAACCACGUAAACUCGAGCGUUUCGACGAACUGUAUGCUCGCUAUUUGUAUUUCUUGGGAUCUCGGCAUCUUCCUAUCCAGAAACUCGCUAUCAAAUGUGUGCUGAGUGACAACAGCUCCUCAGCUGCCGUUCUCCGCAAAUACCGUGAUAACCUUGACGCUCUCACCGACGACGCUAGAUUGAAGGAUGAGAUGACACACAUUGUUGGAUUAAAAGGCACCGGCCAAGAGCAUGCUAUCCAUGACGAUGAUAGACAGAUUGCUAUGCCCAUUGUUGUCCGCUUAUUAUAUGGUAGAGCCCAAAUUGCAAAGUCCACUGGUGGUAUUCGAGCAACUCAGAGACAUGCUGUUCUUACAGCCUUGCAUUCGCUAGAACCCCAGUAUAUCAAGCUGUUCAACGAGCUUGCUGCCGAACAAGUUGAGUUUGGCAGCGAUAUCUCAUCACUUAGACGUCAACAGGGUUACCUAUCGCUUGUUCAGGAUACAAUCCACGAGCUUCAGAGCCUUAUGGUUCACGCUUUAGAUGUUGUGGUACCUGCACUUUUGAAUAUAAUUCAGGUUGUUGAGCGCAUAGGUGAGUCGGAGGAGCAUAUCUUCAAGUCAGCCAAGCAGCUUCGCCAAAGUUCCACCAAAACAUUGGAGAGCCUAUUCUCUUCAAUUGCCGAGCAGGGAUUGUGGGCAGAGUACAUUGAUCGUAUUUACGAGACCUUGAUCAACCCCCAACUGGUAAAUUUCGGUCAGCGGAACCUUGAACAGCCAUCUGCCUUGAUGGUACUAGUUUCUACUUUAUCAGGUGACAUUGGCCUCGUAGGCUAUUUGCGACCUAAGCUUGCUGAGGCACUUGUGUCCUGCAUCACCUUUGCCAAUGUCAAGGAAUCAGUUGUCCAGUUAGUUUUGGGCUUUGUGGAUAAUUUGCUUGAGGCAAACUCAGAACUUGCUCAAGUUGUGGUACCUACAGUCAUUGACCAUCUCCCUUCGCUCCUUGAACGCGAGUUCUCAAUCAAUGCGCUUUCCCAGCAAGUUAGUCUGUUGAACAAACUCGUGGAUCGUGAUAGUGAUUGCUUCUCAAAGGAAACACGCGAUAGUUUGAUCAGCGUGGCCCUGCUGGCAUUGAAUAAGCCUACUGGUAAGGUGCCAACUACCGUCAAGGCGACUCUUCUGGACUCGCUGAGCAAAUUGCUAGUUGACGAGUCAGUUACCGAAGCAAAGAUUGACGAGGCAUAUGUCAAUUUGACUAAAAUGUUUCGCCUUUUCAGUGACCGCCGUGCCAGAGAGAAUCUUGCUCGCUGCUAUGCUUCAUUUGGAGCUCGUUGCCCCAAGUAUGAGCUAGUAGGUGAGCUAGUGGUUGAGCUGAACUCGUUCGAUCAGCGCCGGCUCGGCUUGCCUGAUUUCGACCGACGCCUCGCUGCUUUCGCUAUCAUCAACGAGCAAAAGUAUCUAGAACUGACAUCGAUGGAUUGGCUGGUCUUGGUGUACAACAUGCUAUUUUUCAUCAAGGAUCCAGAGGAGUUGGCUUUGCGGAACAACAGUUCCUACAGUCUCAGAAGAUUUGUUGAUGCUCUUAACGGGGCCGGCGGGGAACACAUUGCCAUCAUGAAUGACGCUGUUCUGCCUGCUAUCAAAUUGGGUCUCAGAGAAAGUAACGAGGCCUUCCGUCUCCUUUACCUCGAGGUACUUGGCCAUUUGGUUCACACAAAUAAGACUGUCGAAAGCAUUCAAGACUUGAAAAAUCUCUAUGUUGAAGACGACGACGAGGUUGACUUCUUCUACAACGUCCAGCAUAUCCAGGUUCACCGCAGGCGUCGUGCAGUUCAACGGCUCUCUUCUGUCGCAAGCGAGGGCAAGCUUUCUGGUACUUCGAUUUCCCAGAUUCUUUUGCCUAUUAUCGAGCACUUUGUGGCUUACAGUGGUAACAAAGAUGGUGAGCUGAAUAACUUGGCUGAUGAUACUAUUUCUGCAAUUGGUGAAUUAACCAAACAUAUUACCUGGAACCAAUUCAGAGCUAUUGUCCGGCGCUAUGUCUCGUUAGUUGUCACAAAACCAUUGGAGAUUCGCAAAAACGUCAAGCUGGUAAAUGCGAUGGGUAUUGCGGUCGAAAACCCGCAUUUCGAGCUGCCGAAGCCUGAAAAGUAUGCUGACUUUGUUGCUAAUGAAGUUGUUGCUCCUUUACACAAGGUUAUGAGCCAGAAGACGAAUGAGCAUGAGAACUUGCCCGAGCGUAUCACGCUAGCCAUCCCAAUCGUGUACUUUUUGCGCAGCUUGCCUAAAGAUGAUUUAGAGAGAGAACUGCCAGGAAAACUCAGCGGCCUCUGCCAAAUCCUUCGCUCAAAGACGCAAGAACUGCGUGAUGUAGUUCGAGAAACCCUUGGUCGUGUCGUUAAAAUCUUGGGACCAGAUUAUUUUGUUUACAUCGUUUCGGAGCUCAGCAGUGCUUUGCGUCGCGGUGCCCAAUUACAUGUGUUGGGUUUUACUGUGCACUCGCUCCUUCUUGAGCUGAAAGAUGUCAUAGUCCCUGGCGAUUUGGAUGCCAGUGUUGAAGGUAUUAGCGAUAUUAUCAUUGAGGAUAUAUUUGGCACUACUGGUCAAGAAAAGGAUAGUGAUGGCUAUGUUACAAGCGCCAAGGAGGUCAAACAGCACAAGAGCUUUGACACCGCCGAGAUUCUUGCCUCUAAUAUUAAUUUGCCGCAAUUUGGUCUCUUCAUUCAGCCCAUCAAGGAUCUGCUGCUUUACACAAAGAUUAAUUUAAAGACUGAACGAAAGGUGAGCGAGCUGUUGCAGAGAAUUUCGAAUGGCCUUCACCGUAACGCGGUUUCAAAAUCUCAGCAGGGCCUGGUUAUGUGCUUCCAAAUGUACAAAAUGUGUACUUCGGCAACCGAGCGCCAGGAGCGUGAAAGUGAGCUCGCGAACGGGUCCUUGCCGACCGAUCGAAAAGCAAUUCUUGAUAGAGCGGCCAAGGAGUCAGAGGCAUUCUUCACUGUUCGACUUUCUUCCCGCCAUUGGGAUGAAACUAAUGGUGCACGCAAGUUAUAUGUGAAACAGUUAUAUUUGCUGCAAACAUUCGUGCUUGACGCCCUCCGCACAAUGCUAGGUGCCACUGAGUUGUUGACGGUUGCAAAUGUCAAAGGCCUGCUUCCUAUUGUUGAAGAAGCCAUUCAAAGUAAUCAGGAAGACACUCAGAUUGCUGCCUUGAAGCUUGCAACAUCUUCGCUUCGAAUCGCUGUUCCGGGUAUUGAUGAUCGCAUUACCAGCCUUGGCAGGAGGACUCUUGCACUUAUUAAAACGACUUCGUCAACAACUACCGAGCUAUGCCAGGCUUGUUUGAAGUUCCUGGUAAUGCUUUUCAAGCACAAACCGGACUUUGAACUCAAGGAGGCUGGUAUUGGUUACAUUCUAGAUCGCAUCAAACCGGACAUCGAAGAACCUGAUCGUCAAGGUGUAUCGAUUGGGUUCACUCGUGCUAUCUUGAGCCGUAAGCUUUUACUCCCUCAGCUCUACGACAUGAUGGAUCAGAUUGCAAAGGUCAUGGUCACAAACCAAAGUGCUAUGGUUAGAACAGCUUGUCGAUCUGCAUAUCUUCAGUUUUUGCUUGAAUACCCUCAUGGCAAACAGAGGCUCGAUAAGCAUUUUGCAUUCUUGGUCUCUAAUUUACAAUACCCCUCGUCUAAUGGUCGUUUGUCUGUUAUGGAAAUGAUCCGACUUGUUAUCACCAAAGUCCACGAGGAGCAGAUCGAGGCUACACUGACCUCGUUCUUUGUUGGCCUUGUUCUUGUUCUUGUAAAUGACGAUGAGGCAGAAUGCCGUUCGACUGCGUCCAAGUUGAUCAAAGAGCUGCUGACCCGAGUGGAUAGUGACUCUAAGACUGUUAUCAUUGACUACUGUGUGUCCUGGCUGAGCAAACUUGGAACUAAUAACUUGCUGGUUCGUGGAGGAAUGGAAGUUGUUGCGAUGAUGGGCGAAGCUGGUGGGUACCUGGACAAUCAAAAGCUUCAAGAACGUAUCGAUAAGACUGUUGUUGAAGUCCUUGAAGGAAGUCGCAGACAAUCUGGGCUUGAAGUCGAAUGGCAGCUUGUUUAUUUUGUGUUGCAGUAUGUGUCUCAGCAAUCGAUCUCGCUUGAAACUCUCAAGCUCGUAGAAGAUGCACUUUUGUUCCCUCAUCCUUGGGUUCGUGCCUUAGCUGGUCGUAUUUUUGGCAGUUAUUACACGCUAGCCAAAACAGAAGGGAAGCCUCUGUCUACUGAGCUUUUGACUGAAGCAGCAAACAGGUUCAUGCGUCAAAUGGGUGCUCCCAGUUUACCUGAACCCGAUGGAGUCCAAAUCGUAAAGAACCUUGUUUACACGGUGACUGCCUGGGAGUCUACUACCCCCGCACCCACGGUUGAAACCAAGACUGGAGAACAAAAAUGUACAGAGUGGUUGUUCAACCGUGUAAGUGGACUUUUGCGUGUUGAUAUUCACAACCCUGAGACAGUAGGAAGCAAGACAGCGGCUGUGCAGCUUCUUGCCUCGCUUGCACAAGUUCUCGGUGCCGAACGAUUGAAGCCACUGGCAGAAAGCGCUAUUCUGGGACUGUACGUUUUAACUCAGCACCUUGACGAUGAUGAGAAGACUGAACUUCGAGAUCUAGCCCAGCAGGCCCUGACAAUCUACCACAAGGCGUUGGGAACUACGGAGUAUCUCCAUCUCUACAAUGCGGCACGGCAACAAGUUCAAACCAAGCGUUUGGAGCGUCGUACCAAACGAUCUGUUGAGGCGGUGACUGCCCCAGCCACGCAUGCCCGCAAGAAGAUCAAGAAGAACAUCUUGAAAAAGGAAUCGCGUCGCCGGCAUGCCAAGGCAAAGCGAACGUAG